AAGUUGAGAGCAACUAGAUUUCUUUAAUUGUAACUAAGAAAGGGGGGAUUUGGAAGCUAAACGGUUUUCUAGCAAAACCAAUUGUGACAAAAAACGGUUCCAUUAUCAAGGGUAACAAUAUUUGCAAAUUACUCGCGGAACGCCAAAGAUGGCCUGAUUCGUAUCAAGGACUGACGAAUCGGUAGUACUAGAAGCUUCGGAGUGCCUAUGCCAUACAAAGGUUGUGAUACUUAUCCUAGCUAGAAAUUGAACAUGCAUACGGGUAGGGGUGACUAUACGGUCCGGUCCAGUUAAAUUGGACCAAAUUGAUCCGGUCUCAGUCCGGUCUUUUCUGGAAUAUAAGGACCAAAGAUUGGAUUGGAUACACUCCGGUCUUGAUCCGGUCCGAUCCCAAUUUGAUUUUGAUUUUAGAUUGAGCUUGUGGGGAUUUGAGUGUUGGGGUCUCUUAUCCGGUCUUUAUCCGGGUUUUUUUUACCUCAAAUCUAACCCCGAAUAUGAUAUUGGAUUGUUUGCUAUCCGAUCCCAGUCCAGUCCCGAUCCAGAUUAUACGGUCCGGAUUCGGAUAAAACCAAAUAGUCCUGAACCAAAUUGCAGCCCUACAUACGGGUGAUAAACAACAAAAUCCAUACCGUAAAUUGUUAGCAUAUGAGCAUUCGCCGCUCUCAUACUACAAAUUUAUGAAUUCAUAAUAGUAGAAAACCAAUACCUACAAUCGUCUAAUUUGUAGACCAGAUAUAAUGAUUUCCCAAAUCAGUAAUAGGCCAAAUCCGAUUCAUCAUAAUUCAACAAACAAAUUAAACAACAAACCUUUCCAAAAGCUCGAUAAUAAUUUGUGAUCAACUAUGUUGUUAUGACCUAGGAAAAAGAACAAUCAGUUUUUGCUCAGAUCCCACUUUCUUAAAGCUAGUUGAAGAAAAGUCAAAAUAUAAGAAAUAUGAAUACAUAAAUUUUAGAUAGAAUGGACCAAGAAAUCGGCAGGGCGCAAGGCAGGGCAUGGAAUCGAAAGUAGAUACUCAUACUCCGCCCUCCACGCUACUGCCGGUCGGGUAAUACACAUCCCAUCACGAAUCAGAUUAGGUAAUUCCCGAUAAGACGGGUUCAAAUUAUCGGCCUCCCUAAUUUUGAUAAGAUCUCUUAUUCAGCUUGAGUUUCUCUCACACUCGGUUAGAGUGCAAUUUAUAAAUAGGGAAAACCCUAGGCUCAUAACACGGCAACUAGCUAGCUAAGUCUCUGCAUGCAUGGGCUACGAAUCCUAAUACACCACAUUUAACGGACUAAUACGUAGCCAGCUCGGAUAAGAAAGUGGUACUUAAUUUGUUUCCGACGAUUAAAAGGUUUUCCUAAUCCUACUCGAGCAAGGCUAUCUCAUCAGACCACUCCUCCCCUAUAUAUAUAUAAACACGCCAAUCUCCUCCAUCUAGCGUAAAAAAGGAAACAAACAACAAAGUUCCCUUUUCCUUCAAACUCUACCAAAGUCUCGUUAAUCAUGAUGUUGACGAGUGUCGCGAAGGUGCCCGCCAGAAGCAGCAGCAGCAGUCGGGGAAAGUUUGAAGCAAUGAUCGGCUUCUUCCGAGGCGGUGGUGGUUGGAGGAACGGUUCUACGUGCGAGAGGGCGGUGACGGAGCUGCAAAACCGACUGAGAAACCUGAAGAAAGAGAGGGAAAAGCGGGUCCAGGACCGUACCGGCAGAAUAGCUCGGUUCGUAGACGCCGGGGACGUGGGUGCGGCCUUCGUGGCCGCGGAGCAGAUAGUGAGGGAGGAGAACGCGAUCCGGAUCCUCGAGUUGCUGUACCAUUCGUGCGAGAUCGUCGUCGCAAAUCUCACCUACAUCCGCGGACACUCGGACUGCCCUAGGGAGAUCAAUAAGGCGGUAUCCACGCUGGCUUUCGCCGCCCCACGUUGUCCCGAUCUCCUCGAGCUUUGGAUCCUUCGACAGCUCUUCUUCGAGCGUUACGGCGAGUUCUACGACGUUGCGGCGGCGGAUGCCGAACUUGAGGGUUUCCGGGGAAGUUGCGUUGACUCGGAAGUGGCGAGAAGGCUGGAGUCGAGGCAUGCUAGGGUUCCUUAUCCUACCACGCUUGCAAAGGUUUGUGCGAUACUUCACAAAGACGUUGGAGCUCGCGACGAGGAAUUAGUACCACUGGAUCCUGAAGAUUUGCAGCAGUAGUACUAUAGUAGUGCCUAUUUAGUUUCGGAGAAGUUAUUGUAAAUGGUUUAGAGAAGAUAAAGCAUUUGGACAAAGUAGUAGUGUAAUUUAGGGUUUCGUUAAUUUGAAUCAUUAUACUGAAAAGUUAAUCAAAUGUUGUGCUUCUUUAGGUUGUGUGGACGACACUUUCUUAGUGCUUGUUGUUGCUAAACACAUUUUUUAGUUCGUAAUAUACAUUUUUUAAGUAA
Molecule: messenger RNA, 2394 nt
Organism: Linum trigynum
Lineage: Eukaryota; Viridiplantae; Streptophyta; Magnoliopsida; Malpighiales; Linaceae
Source: the annotation of a GenBank genome assembly